Glycine soja is the source of this 3309-nucleotide messenger RNA. Its product is annotated as leucine-rich repeat receptor-like protein kinase TDR. The record is from RefSeq and is a predicted model, not a curated record. Gene Ontology annotation, molecular function: protein kinase activity; protein binding; ATP binding. Lineage: Eukaryota; Viridiplantae; Streptophyta; Magnoliopsida; Fabales; Fabaceae. The coding region runs from base 174 to 3056 and encodes 960 amino acids. The transcript has 2 exons. Gene Ontology annotation, biological process: protein phosphorylation. Gene Ontology annotation, cellular component: plasma membrane.
CAGAUGUACAGUGUCAUUUCCUUUCUCUAUUUCCCAUGCAUUUCCUGAUGCAACAAAACAAAAGUUAUGCACACAGCAGCACACACUUUUAUUUUAUUAUUCUGACACCAUUUGCCUUUCGUUAGGGUACUUACAAUUGUCCCUCUCUACCUUGUGAUGCUCUCCAAGUUCCAAUGGAGAUUUUCAAAUGCUUCUACAUCAAAAAUCUUAUUCUUGUUACCUUCUUCAUGGUAUCAUCAGCAGUUCUAGCAAUUGACCCUUACUCAGAGGCACUUCUCAGCCUAAAAUCGGAGCUUGUAGAUGAUGACAACAGCUUGCACAAUUGGGUGGUGCCCUCUGGAGGAAAAUUAACUGGGAAAUCCUAUGCAUGUUCUUGGUCCGGCAUCAAGUGUAACAAUGACUCAACAAUUGUAACUUCCAUAGACCUUUCCAUGAAGAAAUUGGGAGGUGUGGUUUCAGGGAAGCAAUUCAUCAUCUUCACAAACCUCACUAGUCUCAACCUGAGCCACAAUUUCUUCUCUGGGCAGCUCCCAGCUGAGAUUUUCAACCUCACCAGCUUAACAAGCUUGGACAUCAGCAGAAACAACUUUUCUGGUCCCUUCCCAGGUGGAAUUCCUAUACUCCAAAACUUGGUUGUGCUUGAUGCCUUUAGCAACAGUUUUUCUGGGCCAUUGCCUGCAGAAUUUUCACAGCUUGAAAACCUUAAGGUUCUCAAUCUAGCUGGGAGCUACUUCAGAGGUUCAAUUCCACCUGAAUAUGGUUCUUUCAAGAGCCUUGAGUUUCUUCAUCUUGCAGGAAAUUCUCUAACAGGAAGCAUACCUCCAGAACUUGGUCACCUCAAAACAGUGACCCACAUGGAGAUUGGCUACAACGAAUACCAGGGUUUUAUUCCUCCUGAAUUAGGUAACAUGAGUCAGCUUCAGUAUCUUGACAUUGCAGGAGCAAAUCUUUCUGGUCCUAUACCGAAGCAACUCUCCAACCUCACCAGUUUGCAAUCCAUUUUCCUUUUCAGAAACCAGCUCACAGGAUCAAUACCAAGUGAGCUUAGCAUCAUAGAACCUCUCACAGAUUUAGAUCUCUCUGAUAACUUCCUUAUAGGGUCCAUUCCUGAAAGCUUCUCAGAGCUAGAGAACCUGAGGCUGCUCAGUGUCAUGUACAAUGACAUGAGUGGCACUGUUCCUGAAAGCAUUGCAAAACUUCCAUCCUUGGAAACCCUUCUCAUUUGGAACAACCGCUUCUCCGGCUCGCUUCCACCGAGCUUAGGCAGGAACUCCAAACUCAAGUGGGUGGAUGCCUCUACAAAUGAUUUAGUUGGAAGCAUACCACCAGACAUUUGUGCGAGUGGAGAACUGUUUAAGCUGAUCCUGUUUUCAAACAAAUUCACAGGUGGCCUUUCAUCAAUCUCCAAUUGUUCUUCCCUCGUUCGCCUUCGCCUCGAAGAUAACUCAUUCUCAGGAGAAAUCACUUUGAAAUUCAGCCAUCUUCCUGAUAUCUUAUAUGUUGAUCUGUCCAAGAACAACUUUGUUGGUGGGAUUCCCUCAGAUAUUUCUCAAGCCACCCAACUGGAGUAUUUCAAUGUCUCUUAUAAUCCGCAAUUAGGAGGCAUCAUCCCUUCCCAAACAUGGUCAUUGCCCCAACUUCAGAAUUUUUCAGCAUCUUCUUGUGGUAUUUCUAGUGAUCUUCCCCUAUUUGAAUCCUGCAAAUCAAUUUCAGUUAUUGAUCUAGAUAGCAAUAGCUUAUCUGGAACCAUCCCAAACGGUGUUUCCAAAUGUCAAGCUCUUGAGAAAAUCAACCUAUCCAACAAUAAUCUGAUAGGUCAUAUACCUGAUGAGCUUGCCUCUAUUCCUGUUCUUGGUGUAGUGGACCUAUCAAACAACAAGUUCAAUGGCCCCAUACCAGCCAAGUUUGGUAGUUCUUCAAAUUUACAACUCCUCAAUGUGUCUUUCAACAAUAUCUCUGGUUCAAUACCAACAGCAAAGUCAUUCAAAUUGAUGGGAAGAAGUGCAUUUGUUGGAAAUUCAGAGCUAUGUGGAGCACCAUUGCAACCAUGUCCUGAUUCAGUUGGAAUAUUGGGAAGCAAAGGCACGUGGAAGGUUACACGUAUUGUGCUUCUCUCUGUAGGGUUGUUAAUAGUCCUUCUGGGACUUGUUUUUGGAAUUCUUUACUUGAGAAGGGGAAUCAAAAGUCAAUGGAAGAUGGUCUCAUUCGCUGGUCUACCUCAAUUCACAGCAAACGAUAUUUUGACAAGCCUCAGUGCCACAACAAAACCUACAGAUAUUCAAUCACCAUCAGUUACAAAGACUGUUCUGCCUACAGGAAUAACAGUUUUGGUCAAGAAGAUUGAAUUGGAAGCAAGAAGCAUAAAGGUUGUGUCAGAAUUUAUAAUGAGGCUAGGAAAUGCAAGGCACAAGAACUUAAUCAGAUUGUUGGGGUUCUGCCACAACCAGCACCUAGUCUAUCUUUUGUAUGAUUACUUGCCCAAUGGGAAUUUGGCUGAGAAAAUGGAAAUGAAAUGGGAUUGGGCAGCAAAAUUCAGAACAGUGGUUGGAAUUGCAAGGGGACUUUGCUUCCUUCACCAUGAAUGUUACCCAGCUAUACCCCAUGGAGACUUGAGGCCUAGCAACAUUGUAUUCGAUGAAAAUAUGGAACCCCAUUUGGCAGAAUUUGGGUUCAAACAUGUGUCGAGGUGGAGCAAAGGCUCAUCACCCACCACAACUAAGUGGGAAACAGAAUACAAUGAAGCCACAAAAGAGGAACUGAGCAUGGAUAUCUACAAAUUUGGGGAGAUGAUUCUGGAAAUUUUAACCAGGGAAAGGUUGGCAAAUUCAGGAGCCAGCAUACACAGCAAACCAUGGGAGGUUCUCUUAAGAGAAAUUUACAAUGAGAAUGGAGCAAGUUCGGCAAGUUCAUUGCAAGAGAUUAAACUUGUUCUUGAGGUAGCAAUGCUUUGCACCCGAAGCAGGUCAUCUGACCGGCCAUCCAUGGAAGAUGUUCUUAAGCUUCUGUCAGGGUUAAAACAUCUAGAGGAUGGAAGAACUUCGAAAGAAGGGCAAUAAAAUGUUCAUUUGCAUCACUGCGUUGAAAACCAUUAGAAACAUAUAGUAAUUGCUUAGAUAACAAGUUUGCACGUAUGUAAUUAAAGGAGUUUGCAGCUUGUAUAAUAGAUAUUUCCAUUGUUUCAGUGUGCCAAACAAUUCUGUCCCAGCCUCAGUCAGUCUACUUCAUAAAAUAUUUUUUUAUUUGAAGUGGAAUUCAUUUGAAUUCACGGUAUUCAUAUUCAUAAUAUUUACGAUUGAGUGUCGUCUGAAA